AUGGGAAAGCACUUGUCAGUCAACAAGGUCAUCAUCGUUGGCGCCGGGCCAUCGGGAUUACUGCUCGGCAUCCUGUUGGCAAAGGAAGGAGUCAAGGUCCAAAUCCUAGAGGCGUCGGACGACCUCGACAAGAACCCACGUGCCGCUCAUUAUGCUCCUUCGGCUGUCUAUGAGCUGGAACGGGCUGGUGUUCUGGACGAAGUCAAGGCCAAAGGAAUCCAUCCAGAUGCCGUGUGCUGGAGACAUCCAGACGGUUCGUUCAUUGCAGGUAUCAAAAGUCGAUUCGACAUCCCACAUCCCAUGGUCUGUUUGCCUUUGGAUCAACUGGAUGUCAUCCUGCUGCAGCAUUUCGAGGCCCAGCCUACUGCCGAGGUCUUGUGGAAACACAAAGUCGAGUCGAUUGACCAGAACGACAACGAGGCAAGAGUUCAUGUCGACUCCCCCAAUGGGAAACAGACCUUCACUGCGGAUUUCAUUGUCGGAUGUGAUGGCGCCAACAGCCAGAUCAGAAGAUCGCUUUUCGGCGACCUGAACUAUCCUGGAGAGACGUUGCAAUCGCAGAUCAUUGCGACUAACGUAUAUUAUGACUUUACCAAGUUCGGAUAUUGGGACUCGAAUUUCAUCAUUGACGAGAACGACUGGUAUAUGGCGGCCAGAAUCACAAACGAUGGGUUGUGGAGAGUCACGUACGGCGAUGUCUGGGGGCUGUCGACCGAGGAGUAUCUCAAGCGACAACCGGAACGCUUCGAGAAGAUUUUGCCCGGCCAUCCCAAGCCGGAAGACUAUAAGCUCGUCAGCGCCAGUCCCUACAAAUUGCAUCAGAGAUGCGCCGAGUCUUUCCGAGUGGGACGGUUUUUGCUCGCUGCUGAUGCGGCCCAUUUGUGCAACCCCUUUGGCGGUCUAGGUUUGACUGGAGGCAUUGCCGACGUUGGAAGUUUAUUCGAUGCACUCGUUGCCAUGAAGAGUGGAAAGGCCGACAACAGCAUUCUGGACAAGUACAGUGAAGUGCGGAUAGAGAAGUGGCAGAAGAUCAUUGAUCCCAUGUCCCGAGCCAACUUCAAACGUGUGUGCCUUGAUGAGUCAGAAGAAUCGAGGAAGGAGUUUUGGGCACUUUGCAAGAAGAUGGAAGAGGACGAUGAACUUGCUAGACAGAUGUCUCAGGGUACGAAUGUCCUACGCGAGAACUUCAGCGAGUAUAUAACGGCAUGA
This is a messenger RNA of Exophiala viscosa, 1209 nucleotides long. RefSeq lists its product as uncharacterized. The coding region runs from base 1 to 1209 and encodes 402 amino acids. NCBI's taxonomy places the organism in Eukaryota, Fungi, Ascomycota, Eurotiomycetes, Chaetothyriales, Herpotrichiellaceae. The record is from RefSeq and is a predicted model, not a curated record. Gene Ontology annotation, molecular function: FAD binding. The transcript has 3 exons.